This is a messenger RNA of Trametes versicolor FP-101664 SS1, 510 nucleotides long. RefSeq names its product OPT-domain-containing protein. The record is from RefSeq and is a predicted model, not a curated record. Gene Ontology annotation, molecular function: oligopeptide transmembrane transporter activity. The coding region runs from base 1 to 510 and encodes 169 amino acids. NCBI's taxonomy places the organism in Eukaryota, Fungi, Basidiomycota, Agaricomycetes, Polyporales, Polyporaceae. Gene Ontology annotation, cellular component: fungal-type vacuole membrane. The transcript is spliced from 2 exons.
AUGGAAUCACUCACCGAGGAGGAUUAUUCGUCUCCCGAGGUCGAAGGCACCGUCCGUGUCCACCCUGCAGUCGGCAUUCCACCUGCAUCACCUACUUCAGAGAAUGGGGACCUAGACCGCAAAGACGAAAAGGCCUCAUUCACCGAGAUAGACCAGGUCGUAUCUGUCACCUCCUUAUACAGCGACGACACAGACGACGCGCUGCAAGAUCUGGGCACCGACAAUCCGUUUCCUGCCGAUCCUAACGCACUGCCGGAAGAACAGCAAUUCACAUUCCGUGCCGUGUUCGUUGGCUGCGCGCUCGGGGCGGUUAUCUCUGCGAGCAAUGUGUACCUCGGUUUGAAGACCGGGUGGACAUUCGGGGCGUCCCUCUUCGGAUCCAUAUUCGGCUUUGCGAUCCUUAAACCUCUUUCCCGGAUGUUGCCGGAGAGUUUUGGAGGCGGUUACUUCGGUCCUAAAGAAAACGUCUGCUGUCAGAGUGCGGCAACGGUGAGCCCCUGGACUCGGUAA